Molecule: messenger RNA, 1443 nt
Organism: Guillardia theta CCMP2712
Lineage: Eukaryota; Cryptophyceae; Pyrenomonadales; Geminigeraceae
Exons: 1
Coding region: 1-1443 (480 amino acids)
Source: RefSeq, a predicted model, not a curated record
AUGUGGAUGCCGACCAAACUUUGCCGGCUCCUCUUCCUCCUCCUGCUUCUCGACUCCAGAGCCAGCUCUUUCUUGAUCGUUCCUCCUCCUGGAGGCAGAGACGUUUCCGCGAGAUCCAAGACUAGCAGUCACCGACGAAGCUCGUCCUCACACAAGAAGACAGCUUUCACGCAACGUCAGCGAGACUUCAAAGGCUCCCACACCACCAUGGAGCAGCUGCUCCGCUCUCGCUACCGCAAGGAAGCUCACAGCGAUGAGCGGAUAGGAGGGAACGUGAGCAUCGCCCUGGAGAGCAUCGGCUGGACUUACGGCUCUUGCUUCGGCCCCAGCCCCGAGAGGACGUGGGCAGCUGAAGCUGUACUUGCUGCCUCCCUCCGAGACGCUCUCAGCUCACUGCAGCCUUUGAUGAGCAUGCCUCUCAACCUCGCGACUGCGCAGGAUUCAGGCAUCGAGGAGGAGGAAGAGCUGCUGGCGGGGCGAGAACUUGUUCGGAACGACAGGCCGGCAGUGGAGUCCAACGUAGUGGUGGGGGACGACAAGGGAGGAGAAGGAGGAAGAGGUUUUUCUAAGACCCAUGGCUCAUUCAGAGCUCGUGAGAUCGUCUCUUCUGACGCCAUUCAAGAUGUUUGCAAGGUGCUGGUGAGCAACAUAUUCAAGGUUGUUCGGGUGAUUACCAAGUCUCCCCUCGCCCCACGAGAGGGGCUGCUACUGGAGGUGCAUAACUCUAUAGCGAUGACGGACAAGACCGUGGGUUCAAGGCGGGGCAAACACUCAUUGUCCUCUUCCUCUUCCUCUUCCUCUUCCUCUUCCUCUUCCUCUUCCUCUUCCUCUUCCUCUUCCUCUUCCUCUUCCUCUUCGUCGUAUCUCACAUUCUUAGAUCAUAAGGGAAAUCUCAUCACGUUCACAAUUGCCGAGGUCGACGAGAUCGCCGUCUGCAGUCUUGCAGGCUCAGAGGAUUUCCUGGUGUUGGACUUCAUCUCCAAGCUGUCAAGGCAGGGAGUUGACAUCCCCAAGACGAUCCUCGACGACCAUCAUCUCGUCAUCCUCCGCGCCCUCGCUCAGAGCAUCGGCCGUCACGUCCUCUACCAGAACCUGCGGCACUCCAUCCUCGGCUUCUCUGCCUACCGCUCGCUCUGGACCGAUUUCCUCUCCAGCAGAGGCGAGGAGACGCCGGAGACUCUCUUCUCACCAGCUCGGCGAGGGUGGCUGGUGAAGGUGAAGUCGGAUGUGGAGGCGUACAGUAGGACGGGGAGCAGCAGGAGCAGGUGGGUCCCUGUAGAGGAGGUGCUUCCGAUGUCAGAGUACGACCUUGACGCCUACGGGACUUACCGGCAUGAGCUGCAUCCUUCCUCCGAAUUCGACUUGCAGCGCCAUGACUCCCUCCUGCACCGGCGGUACAUGCUGUCUGCGAGCAAGGAAGAGUUGAACGAGCGGAUCGGAUGA